AUGUUCAAAGAGCAGAAGAGCAGCAUGGACAAGUCCACCACGAUCGUCGAGCAAACAUUCCUUCUGAAGGAGUCCGCUCUUGUCACUUUCGCGGACUUGGACCUCCGAGAUGAAGAAUGGCGGGGGGACGUCACAGAGCUCAAGUGCCAAACCAUGCAGUGCAUGCAGCUGCUGGCGGAGGCUAGCUCCUCGCCGAAGGCGGCCCCAAGCACGCCGAUAACCUCUUCACUGUCGUUGGCGGCCUCGUACUUCGACGGCCUCGUCGCGAGCUUCCAGGACGAUCAAUGCAUCAACCAGUUCGCCAGUAUCUUGGACUUCCAGAUCCUCGUCUCGGAGCAGCUCUGGUCUUCCCCUUCAUGUACGCCCUCGCCGCCUUCUGCGGCGUCUUCAAGGACUCCUACGACAACUUCUUCGCCGUUUCCGGCGACUUCGUAUCCUGAGGACCGCGCGGCGGCGCCGAGCAGCCGAGGCUAG
This is a messenger RNA of Prorocentrum cordatum, 474 nucleotides long. Lineage: Eukaryota; Dinophyceae; Prorocentrales; Prorocentraceae. The record is from the annotation of a GenBank genome assembly.